Messenger RNA from Quercus robur (English oak), 1290 nucleotides. Its product is annotated as mediator of RNA polymerase II transcription subunit 22b-like. Lineage: Eukaryota; Viridiplantae; Streptophyta; Magnoliopsida; Fagales; Fagaceae. Gene Ontology annotation, molecular function: transcription coregulator activity. Gene Ontology annotation, cellular component: mediator complex. The transcript has 5 exons. Gene Ontology annotation, biological process: regulation of transcription by RNA polymerase II. Bases 636 to 1118 code for a protein of 160 amino acids. The record is from RefSeq and is a predicted model, not a curated record.
UCUCCCACUUCAAGUCUUCAACAGCAGCCGUUCUCUUCUCCCGGUUUCCCUCUCCAGUCAUUCGCUUCCUCCCCAUCUCUCUCUUUCUGUCAUAAAUGGAUGUGUAAAGCAGCAUCCGAGGUCGACGGGUAUUAUCAAUGUUAUUCCCGUUACUCCGUCUUCGAAUCCCGGGUUGCCACCUCUUCCGCCGACUCUGCGUCGGUUGAUUUCUGACCCGUCUCCGUCUCCGGCAAAGACCUAUUCAAGGUCCUCGAGUUCUGGGGAUGUAAGUGUGGAUUUGAUUGAGGAAGACACUCCCAACUCCAACUCCAAUUCCAAGUACACUUCUUCGCCGUCCCACACAGACCCGCGAGAGAGAGGAAAUCAAUCGGCGGCGUGCCUCCAUUGCCACUAUUGUCCUCGCCUUCCUCCGCCGUGCUUGUCCACCCCCACCCUCCACCACCACCGCUCCACUGCCUAGGUCGAAAUCGUCCCUUCCACUCUAACGUCGUUCUUCUUUGCUGUUGAUUUUGUAUUUCUUCUAGGCCUAACCUCUAUUUGUCUUUUCUGGGCUAGGACAGAAUUGGGCCCAAGUUAGCCAUUUCAGGCUUUCAUUUGUAUCUGUGAGAGUGCCCAGAGAGAGAGAGAGAGAGAGAAUGAAUAAAGGCGGAGCAGGUGGAGGAGGCGGAAGUGGGAGCAGCGGUGGCGGAAGUGGACCCACCGCGGCAGCAGCGGCAGCGGCAGCUCAGAAGCAGAAAACAUUACUUCAAAGAGUCGAAGCCGACAUUGGCAGCAUUGUUGACAACUUCAGCCACCUCGUCAAUGGCUCACGGGUGAAUGAUCUUCCUGUCAGAAAUUCACAAGAAGCUUUCAUGAUGGAGAUGCGUGCAGCUAGAAUGGUUCAGACAGCCGACUCUCUACUUAAGUUGGUAUCAGAGCUUAAGCAAACCGCAAUCUUCUCCGGAUUUGCAUCCCUUAAUGACCAUGUGGAGCAAAGAACAGCUGAGUUUAAUCAACAGGCAGAGAAGACAGACCACAUGUUGGCAAGAAUUGGAGAGGAGGCAGCUGCCAGCCUCAAGGAGCUUGAAUUGCAUUAUUUUUCUUCAGCAGAGAGGGCUAGUGAUACUCCGCAGUUGUGAAUGGGUGGCAUAAGAGAAGCAUGCUAAUCAGCAUUUGAUUCUACUCUUAAGUACUGCGAUUUCUAGUUCUAGUUUAGUUUACCAAUUUGAUCUGAUCAGUUUUUAAUUUCAUUGUAAAUGUUUCUUAACAGUCAGUACUAAAAUUGUCAAUGAAUUUAAUGGGUUAUGGUCA